Molecule: messenger RNA, 945 nt
Organism: Penicillium manginii
Lineage: Eukaryota; Fungi; Ascomycota; Eurotiomycetes; Eurotiales; Aspergillaceae
Product: zinc metalloprotease
Exons: 2
Coding region: 1-945 (314 amino acids)
Molecular function (GO): metallopeptidase activity
Source: RefSeq, a predicted model, not a curated record
AUGGUCCGACACUCAUUUGCUCCCGUGGUCCUCCUCGCGCUGUUCCUCCUAGUCCUACAAACGCACAGCACACCCCUAGCAUCGCAGCAAAAGCGCGGUAUCUGCGGCACCGAGCAUCCAGCCCCGGCCUUCCUCGACGCAGUGCACAACGUCCGGGCCAACGAGUCCGAUCCAGCCGCGGACCCCGAGGCUCGAAAUGGACCCAUCGAGAUAGAAACAUGGUUCCAUAUCGUCAGCAGUAAGGCUGAAGCGAACCAGGUCUCGGACGAUAUGAUUAAUAGCCAGUUCUCAAUCCUCCAAUCCUCCUACCAAGACGCCGGCAUCAGCUACCGCCUAGCAGGAGUAACCCGACACGUAAACGACGCCUGGGCCCACGACACCGACGACUUGGCCAUGAAAACCGCCCUACGAAAAGGAACCUACAAAACCCUAAACGUCUACUUCCAAACCAACCUCGAAGCCGCACCAGGCCAAUCAGGCCGCACCCACCAACCUACCCAGCGCACAAACGCCGACCUCUCCGCCAGCGUCCUAGGCUUCUGCACCCUCCCCGACCCCAGCAUAAACGCCAACAGCCCAGCCAGCAGCUACGUAAAAGACGGAUGCAACGUCCUCGCGAUGACAAUGCCGGGCGGAGAUCUAGACCUGUAUAACCGGGGCGGAACGGCGAUUCACGAAAUCGGGCACUGGAACGGAUUGUUGCAUACGUUCCAGGGCGAGUCGUGCGAUUCGUCGAAUCCGGGGGAUUAUAUUGAUGAUACGCCGCAGCAGAGUUCGCCGACGGGGGGAUGUCCGGCGAGGAGGGAUAGUUGUCCUGAUCAGCCGGGUGAGGACCUUGUUCAUGAUUUUAUGGAUUAUUCGAGUGAUGUUUGUUAUGAGAUGUUUACUCGGGGCCAGAUUCGGAGGAUGAGGAGUAUGUGGAGUAGUAUGAGGGAGGGGAAAUAG